CAAAAAAUUCAUCAAAACGGCGGCGUCAACUGAGAGAAUCGCAUAAGGUACAUUGUCUGAGAAUGGAGUACUCUUACAUAGACCAAGCUAUCGUGGCAAAAAGAAUCGCCGAGAAAAAGUUAUCGGAAAUGAACAUUACAGAAGCGAAGAACUAUGCAUUCUUAGCUCGAGAACUGUUCCCCGACCUAGACGGCUUGUCUCAAUUGCUCAUGACCAUCCACAUCCAUCUUACAUACGAGACGAAAAUAAACGGACAAAUCGACUACUACGGAAUCUUUGGCGCCGGCCCUUUCGUCGACGAACAAUUCUUGAAAAGUCAAUACAAAAAAAUGGCGCUCUCUCUCCACCCGGACAAAAACAAGUUAGUUGGCGCCGAGGGAGCUUUCAAGAUUCUGCAAGAAGCAUGGGAAGUUGUGUCGGACAACUGCAAGAGAACUGCGUACGAUGCGAAGCUUAUGAACCGUGGAGAGUCGGUUAAUGGGAAUUGCAACUCCGAUCCGAUAUAUAAGGACACCACCGAAACUUAUCCAGAGAGGACUAUGCCAUGUCAGCAGAAAAAUAAGGGCGGCGGUUCGAGUAGUAAUGCGCCAGCUGUUUCGGCUUCGUGCCUUGAAAAUAUUCAUUCGGAGAAUACGUACGUGGAAAUGUUGCUUAAGAAUAUGGCGGACAAUACGCAUGAAGGUCAAGAUAUGGAAUUGAAGCACUUGAUUGAAGGUGUGAAAUUUAGGGCAAGGAUGAUGAUUUCCUUGGCUUCUUUGGAAGAGCUGUAAGAAA
Messenger RNA from Erythranthe guttata (spotted monkey flower), 774 nucleotides. RefSeq lists its product as uncharacterized. The record is from RefSeq and is a predicted model, not a curated record. Lineage: Eukaryota; Viridiplantae; Streptophyta; Magnoliopsida; Lamiales; Phrymaceae.